Messenger RNA from Zychaea mexicana, 1269 nucleotides. Its product is annotated as aldose 1-epimerase. The coding region runs from base 109 to 1206 and encodes 365 amino acids. NCBI's taxonomy places the organism in Eukaryota, Fungi, Mucoromycota, Mucoromycetes, Mucorales, Lichtheimiaceae. Gene Ontology annotation, biological process: glucose metabolic process; beta-D-galactose catabolic process via UDP-galactose, Leloir pathway. Gene Ontology annotation, molecular function: aldose 1-epimerase activity; carbohydrate binding. The transcript has 3 exons. The record is from RefSeq and is a predicted model, not a curated record.
CGCUGGAGCCUUUUUUAAAGCGAAAGACAUCCUAAAUUUACGCGCGCUUGCUCUAAAGUAUAUUACACUUGUUAGCAAUUACCUUUUCCAUUUGUUAUAUUCUUAAACAUGCCAGUAGUAAAGACCACCAUCGAUCCCGCCAAUGGCAUUGACCAAUAUGUUCUCAUCAACCCAGCAAAGACCCUGUCGGUCAUGGUGCUGAACUAUGGUGGCACUCUGUCACAUACUCUCGUACCCGACAAGAAUGGUGUCAUUCGCGAUGUAACCGUUGGCUUUGACGACUAUGAAACCUACAAGAACGCUGACAACCCAUUUUUUGGCGCUUUGAUUGGUCGCUAUGCUAACCGCAUUGGCGAGGGCAAGUUUACCGUGGACGGUGAAACCUAUCAGUUGGCUACCAACAAUGGCCCCAACGCACUCCACGGCGGUCUCGAAGGUUUUGACAAGAAGAAGUGGGAUGUAACCAUUCUUUCUCAAGAGCCUGCUUCUAUCCAACUGGAUCUCGUAUCUCCUGAUGGUGACCAGGGCUACCCUGGUGAGCUCAAGACAACCGUGACAUACACGGUCACCGACACAAACUCUUUGGAAAUUACAUACAAGGCCACUACCAGCAAGGAUACUGUGGUGAACUUGACCAACCACAACUACUUUAACUUGGCCGGCGUGUCCCAGAAUCCAAACAUCUUGAACACUCAGAUUACAAUGACCGACGAAGUCAAGGGUUUCUUGGAACUGGAUGAAAAUGCAUUGCCUACUGGCAAGGAGUGCAGCUGGUCUGAUGCUCCAUACAUGGACUUUACGGGUGACAAGGCUGGUACUACGAUUGGUGCCCGUAAAGAUGAGCUCAAGAGCACGAACGGCUAUGAUCAUCCUUAUGUGAUCCAUAAGGACUAUGUCAUCAACACUUCGGAUCUGCCUUUGCGCAAGGCCGUUUAUGCGUAUGCUCCUGAAACGGGUAUCCAAAUGGAGUUUGCUACGACGGAACCCGCCUUCCAGUUCUAUACCGGUAACUUUGUCAAGUCAGGUGUUUUCACAGGCAAGAAAUCCCAGGACGGUGUUGCCUAUGGUGAGCACGCUGGUUUCUGCUUGGAAAGCUCGCGCAAUCCCGAUGCUCCCAACAAGCCUGACUGGCAGAGCAGCGUGCUGUUGAAGAAGGGCGAGACUUACGGCAGCAAGACCGUCUUUACAUUCGGUGUUCGUCAAUAAACGGCGAUAGCUUUGUAUAUUUUUAAGAAAUCCCAUUCAAAAAAGAAAACAACUGUACAAAAA